AAAAAAAGGAAAAAAAAAGCGGCAGGCAGUAGAGCAUACAAGUUGUGGUUCAGAGCCUGGUCUCUACAUCUUUCUAACUAUGUGAACUUGAAUAAGAUACUUCAGCUCCCUGAACUUGUUUCCUCAUUGGAAAAUGAAGAAUAGUGCCUACGUCACAGGAUAUCAGGUGGAUUAAUUAGGCAAGGAAAGUAAAGUGUGAAGCUUGGUGCAGACACCUAUAAAAUAUUCAGUAAAAGUUAUUUCUAGUGGUAAUAAAAACAUUUUUUCCUGAAUCACAAGAUUUACUCUAUGACCUACUUACUCAAUUACCAAUCUUUAUUUGAUGCAACUCCACAAAAAUAAAUUGAGAUGUUCCUUCACUUACAGGAAUGAACCACCUAGUCUAAAAUUCAGCAUACUAAAAGGGCAAAUUUUAGUUGAAUGCGCCCUCUAGUGGUGCAUGUUAUGUGCAAGUACCAGGCACCUACAUAAGAUAAAACCUAAGGUGAAAGUCUCCAAGGUUGGUAAUUAGAAUCUGAAGCCAGCUGGUUAAGAUCAUUGUUAUGAGAAACACUAUCAUAUAUCUCGUUUAGCUCAUUAUUUUCAAGAGCUAGAGGACUGUUUUGUCUUUUAAGACUUUCUAGAAUAUUCACGAAAUUUUCUAUGCUAAAUCCUAUUAUUCCUGWGGUACUGACUUUAAUCUUUCCUCUUAACUGGGACACUUUCUAGUUUUCUCUAAUGUUGCAAAGUAACUAUUCAGUUAAAAAAUACAUUCGGUUAAAAAAUACAGUAAGAAACCAAGCACCAACUAUGUACCAGGUAAUGGGGAUACAGUAAACAACUUAUUACACAAUUCAUUAUGCAAUUUCAAAAUUUGAAAAGUGCCAUCAGGAAGUUUAGACURCCAUGAGUACACAACAGGGAAUCGGUUUAGUAUAGGAAGAGACUGCAAGGUGAGGCAAGUGAAGUAGGCAGCUAAGGAGUUUGAACUUCAUUCUAAGAACAAUGAAAAAGGAUGGAAGGGUUUAAAGUACAUUGCAUGUAUCUGAUUUGGCAAUCUGAUUUACACUUUCAAAGUUUCACUUCAAAAAGGCAGAGAAAGUGAAUUUGACGGAGAACCAAUGCCCAGACCAGAAGCACUGCUGGUGGUGAGACAAGAAGAAAGCUGGAACACGGGAGACGUUUGUUAUUUUUCGAAGUCCAGUUCAAGACACCUUCUCAAGGAACUUUUGGGCAUCUCCUUCCCCACUCCAGUGUUUUCCCACUAAGSUGUAAAUUCACAGAUAUGAAGAUUGUGCACUCUUCAUAUCUGGGUCAUCGGAGUCCAGAGCAGCACCCUUCAAACACCAGGAAAUCCACAAUCUUAUUCUCAUUUACGCGUUCAGAAUCUGAAAAGCCCACAACGCCGCCUCUCCCUACAGACGGGAGAUGGCUCGCCGGAAGUGACGCUCUAUCAAGACAUACGUGAUUCCGGUCUCUAUAUCCCAGCUGCCAUAGGGGGGCCGGGUUUCUCUGGCUUGCUAACUCGGCUGCUCUGGAGGAUUCACGCGAGGACUGAUAAGGUACCUCUGAUGCAACAUGACCAGGUGGGCACGAGUUACUACCACACAUAAUAAGAGACCCUUGCCUGCAACAUCAUGGGAGGACAUGAAGAAGGGGUCCUUGGAGGGAACAAGCCAAAAUCUACCAAAUHGUAAACAACCUGAAGCCAAUAGACUGUCCCUUAAAAAUGUUGCACCCCAAGCAAAACAUAAAAAGAACAAAAAGAAGAAAGAGUACUUAAAUGAAGAUGUGAAUGGUUUCAUGGAAUACCUAAAACAGAACUCACAGAUGGUUCACAAUGGGGAGAUGAUAGCAAUGGACAGCCAGGAAGUAAGGGAAGAAAUUGCAGUUGCUUUAAAGAAAGACAGUCGACGGGAAGGAAGACGWUUAAAAAGACAAGCAGCWAAGAAAAAUGCAAUGAAACUGGUGAUUCUUACAGGUGAAUUUCCUUUUGCAAAAUGUUUUGUUUGUGGGGAAAUGGGGCAUCUGUCCCGUUCAUGUCCUGAUAAUCCCAAAGGACUCUAUGCUGAUGGUGGUGGUUGCAAACUUUGUGGUUCUGUGGARCACUUUAAGAAAGAUUGCCCUGAAAGUCAGAAUUCAGAUCGAAUGGUCACAGUUGGUCGCUGGGCAAAAGGGAUGAGUGCAGACUAUGAAGAAAUUUUGGAUAUGCCAAAACCAAAGAAAUCCAAAACAAAAAUACCUAAAGUUGUCAAUUUUUAAUAACGUUCAGUACCGUUGUUAAUUACUAUCACAUUGUUACUUUCCAAACUGGGCGUGCUUUACAAGUUAGGCUUCCUUAACCCCAAGAACAGUUUACUUCAUUCUGUCCAUCAAUGAGUACUUCUACCGCUGUUUGGAGAAAGUCACUGAAGAAAAGCACAAGAUGAUUAAAUUGGAUUCUCUGAAAGAACUUGUUUUUAAAGGAGAAAACUUAGACAAAAUUAAGUUAUAUAGUUGAUUUUAUAUCUAUGUAUGUGUAUGUAUAAUAUAUACAUAUAUAUAAAACAAAAGCAUACUGCUUUGCAUUUGUGAAUGAAUUUUUGGUCAUAUUGUUUUCUUGGUGUAAAAUAUCAAUUUAUUAGUAUACUAGAAAUUUUUAAAUUGCCRUAAAGUCUGUAUUUUUAAAAUAUUGAAUAAAAAURCACUURUUGUUCCCUGAAUAUCUGAUUCUGUAUUGAACUAGUCAUUGUUCAUUAAUAUCCAUAUAACAAUCCCUUUGAAAUUAAAAUAUUUUAUGAAUCCUGCAUGGGGAUAAGCAGGGAUUUGGUUUUUGUUUCAGUUUUGACAUAGUUAAGGAUUAUUAAUGUUGGGGCCGGGGUUGUGGCUCAGUGGUAGAGCACUUGCCUAGCAUGCAUG
This is a messenger RNA of Urocitellus parryii (Arctic ground squirrel), 2877 nucleotides long. NCBI's taxonomy places the organism in Eukaryota, Metazoa, Chordata, Mammalia, Rodentia, Sciuridae. The record is from RefSeq and is a predicted model, not a curated record.